AUGUCUUCCUCAGCAGACCGCGAAAAGGCCAAAAAAGCCGCCGCCGAAAAAGAAAAAGAAAAGAAGGAAAAGAAGAAAGCCGAAGAAGAGCUCAAAGCCGCACGCAAAAAGUACAUGGAAAAGGCCAACCCCAAGACGGUGGACCAGUUGUUGGGUGGGAAGGAUUUAGAGAAGGAUUAUUUCAAGGAAGGGGAGUGGAGGCCGAGUUGGGCAUAUGUUGAGUUUAAUGGGGAUGCCUGCUUGGCGAAUGUGUUGGAGAAGAAAGUUGAAGGGUUCUAUGUCCCGGCAGGGACGAUUCUCCCCCUGGGCGCACAAAUGGCCGGAAUGACUGUCGUCAAAUACGGAGGAUACUUUCCUGAAGGGACGUCGUUCCCCGGCGGGGUGAUGGUGCCGAUGCAUGCUCGUAUGGUCAAUGUCAGUUUUAUUUCGAGCUUGGGUGGCACUAGAAGCUGA
This is a messenger RNA of Cryptococcus amylolentus CBS 6039, 453 nucleotides long. RefSeq lists its product as hypothetical. The transcript is spliced from 2 exons. The record is from RefSeq and is a predicted model, not a curated record. Lineage: Eukaryota; Fungi; Basidiomycota; Tremellomycetes; Tremellales; Cryptococcaceae. Bases 1 to 453 code for a protein of 150 amino acids.